UCCCUCUUUUGCUAAAAUUGAAAAGUGUAAAAAAGCAGACCUGUUGAUUGUGGCAAAUUACUUUAAUGUACAAGUACCUUACAAUGUCAAUAGAGCAGAGCUCAAGCAGUUGCUGUGUGCACAGUUGGUGGAGCAGGGCGUCUUACCUAAACCAGUGCUUGAUGCGGUUGCUGCGGGUGACGUGGCUAGUGUCGCACCGGGGGCUGAGGUGAAAGCGGCGGGGGCUGCUGGCACGCUCGCUGCUGGUGCGGAGCUUGGGCCGGUCGCGGAUCCUCUCAUGGGUACCAUGACCACAGAGGAUCUCCGCAUAGCACUCCAAAUAAAGGAGGCAGAGACCCGAAACAAACAGCUAGAG
Xyrichtys novacula (pearly razorfish) is the source of this 355-nucleotide messenger RNA. Lineage: Eukaryota; Metazoa; Chordata; Actinopteri; Labriformes; Labridae. The record is from the annotation of a GenBank genome assembly.